Suillus plorans is the source of this 2120-nucleotide messenger RNA. RefSeq names its product glycoside hydrolase family 1 protein. Gene Ontology annotation, molecular function: beta-glucosidase activity. NCBI's taxonomy places the organism in Eukaryota, Fungi, Basidiomycota, Agaricomycetes, Boletales, Suillaceae. The record is from RefSeq and is a predicted model, not a curated record. Gene Ontology annotation, biological process: carbohydrate metabolic process. The transcript has 19 exons. The coding region runs from base 434 to 1882 and encodes 482 amino acids.
AGCAACGGGGACGAAGACAAGUACUCUGCCUUGACUAUUCAAAUAUUCAAAGAUGUUAUAUGGUUCGCUUUAUUCCCGUCCACUAUCACGGAAAAAUAUCGGAGAGCACAUGAUGCAUAUGAUGCAUCACAUAUGGCUCACAUGUUCAACUUGCACCGUCUGGAACAUACUCUCGUGUCUGCUCCAAAGCAUGCGUUCUUUGUAUCAAAAUUAUAUCUCAUUCUUAUCAGGGAGCAACUUAAACAAGGCAGCGAACCGGAUUCUUGUUUACUUUUCAAAUUCCCAAUACACUCACUCGGAUAAUCGUCGGUUGCUUUGCUCACAGGAACCUCCAUGAUAGAGUUAUGGUAGCGAUGCGCUCUAGUAGUUUAAGAGGCUUCACUAUUCCGUGACAGUGUGCCCCACCACCCUCUACAAGUUUGCUCCUGCUUUAAUGACGUCUGCAGAAGUUGCAAAUAAGUUACCAAAGGACUUCAUAUGGGGAUUCGCUACCGCAAGUUUCCAGAUCGAAGGAUCCACCAAUGUUGAUGGACGCGGAAAGUCUAUCUGGGACGACUUCUCCAAACAACCUAAAAAGACACUGGACGGCCGAGACGGAGAUGUAGCAACAGAUUCAUACAGGCUCUGGAAGGAGGACGUUGCUCUGCUUGCCCACUAUGGCGUCAAGUCUUAUCGCUUUUCCUUAUCCUGGUCUCGCAUCAUCCCGCUUGGUGGCCGCAACGACCCCGUCAAUCCUAAGGGUAUAGCCUUCUACUCCAAUCUUAUCGACGCACUGCUGGAACAUGGCAUAAUCCCAUUUGUUACUUUAUACCACUGGGACCUUCCCCAGGCCCUGCAUGACAGAUAUGGCGGGUGGUUGAACAAAGAUGAGAUCGUUCAGGACUAUGUCCACUAUGCUAAGGUCUGCUUCCAGGCUUUCGGAGACAGAGUCAAGCACUGGCUGACAGUGAACGAGCCAUGGUGCGUCUCAAUCCUGGGGUAUGGAAAGGGCAUCUUCGCGCCAGGACGAUCAAGCGACCGAGAAAGAUCACCCGAAGGCGACUCCUCCACCGAACCGUGGAUAGUUGGCCACAGCGUCAUUUUAUCGCACGCAUACGUAGUCAAACUUUAUCGCGAGGAGUUCAAGGACGCACAGGGUGGUCAGAUCGGAAUCAUGCUCAAUGGUGACUGGACCAUGCCAUACGAUGACAGUCCACAGAAUGUGGAAGCGGCACAGCACGCCCUUGACGUAGUUAUUGGAUGGUUCGCUGAUCCAAUCUAUCUCGGUCAGUACCCGGAAUUCAUGAAACAGAUGCUCCGGGAGCGUCUGCCGGAGUUUACACCGGAAGAAUUGAAGGUCGUCAAAGGAUCCUCUGAUUUCUAUGGCAUGAACACCUACACCAGCUACUUUUGCAAAGCCGGUGGCGAUGAUGAAUUCCAAGGAUUCGCUGAGUAUACUUUCAUCCGUCCUGACGGCACUCAAUUAGGUACCCAAGCGCACUGUGCCUGGUUGCAGGACUACCCCCAAGGAUUUCGCGAUUUGCUUAAUUACAUUUGGAAGAGAUAUAAACUACCCAUCUACGUCACCGAAAAUGGAUUCGCUGUCAAAGAUGAGAGUUCGAAGUCGAUUGAGGAGGCAUUGCAGGACAACGACCGUGUGAACUACUUCCAGGGUAACACGGCUUCUCUCAAGGCUGCUGUGCUUGAGGAUGGUGUCGAUGUCAGAGCCUAUUUCCCGUGGAGCUUUCUGGAUCACUUUGAGUGGGCGGAUGGGUACAUCACACGAUUUGGGGUAACAUACGUCGAUUUUGAGACCCAACAGCGAUAUCCAAAAGAGUCUGCAAAAUUCCUUGUUAAGUGGUUUGGAAAUAAUGUCGAUACGGGCGACAGGAAAUUGCCAUAGGACUCUGUUGCUUUCGCCCGAGCAUUGUUAGAGGACUGGUGUGUAAUCGAUUGUACCUACAAGUUAGUGAGGUAUCUCAGGUGGAUCCCACUCGCUGCUCUUGUUUUAUGUAUCUAUUUGCCAAUUGUUUUGUAUUUUACAUAGUGUGACUGCCACUCAAUGAAACUUUGUACUGUGCCCAGUCCCUCGUGUAUUAAGCGAGCGAGGUGUUUGGGGUCCGCCGCGGCAUGCAUUGUAG